CGCGCGGCGGCGCAUGCGCGGGGCGGCGGGCGGCAGCGAUGGCGUCGGGGUGCCGGAUCGGGCCGUCCAUCCUCAACAGCGACCUGGCGGCGCUGGGCGCCGAGUGCAGCCGCAUGCUGGACUGCGGGGCCGACUACCUCCACCUGGAUGUAAUGGACGGACACUUCGUCCCGAACAUCACCUUCGGCCACCCCGUCGUGGAGAGCCUGCGCAAGCAGCUGGGCCAGGAGCCCUUCUUCGAUAUGCACAUGAUGGUGGCCAGACCCGAGCAGUGGGUGAAACCGAUGGCCGUCGCCGGCGCAAACCAAUACACCUUCCAUCUGGAGGCCACGGACAACCCGGGGGCGUUGAUAAAAGACAUUCGGGAGAACGGGAUGAAGGUGGGCUUGGCGAUCAAGCCUGGCACUACAGUCGAACACUUGGCACCUUGGGCCAAUCAGAUAGACAUGGCUUUGGUGAUGACAGUAGAACCUGGAUUCGGAGGGCAGAAAUUUAUGGAAGACAUGAUGCCCAAGGUCCAGUGGCUGAGGACACAGUUUCCCUCACUGGAUAUUGAAGUGGAUGGAGGAGUUGGGCCUGACACCAUCCACAAGUGUGCAGAGCAGCUGACAGACAAUACAGAAGCAGUGGACCACAGCAGGAGGCAAAGCUGCUUUAUUGUUAACUCAAGUUAUUUCCUGCCCAAAGGAUGAAUCAUACAGGAUCAACUAGUCAUGCCAAACACAAAUGUACUGGGAGGGCUACUAAACAAGCAAUUAGCCUAUGAGCUUCACAGAGAGACACCUUGAAGUCCCUUCAGCAAAAUACGCUAAAAGUACGUGAGACAAGUCAUCUGUAUGGGAUCUGAAAUCUAAACAAGAAAUCCACUGAGUCUUCCAAGCAAGUCCCUUGAAGCCCUGAAGGCAAAUCACUGUUGAAAUUCUUUUUUUUCCCCACAUAUACCAGGAUGGAAGGCAAUGAACAGUAGAUUCUCAAGGGACAGUGUGCCCUUGCUGCCUUAUUAGUUAUUCUCCAAAAGGUUUAAUUAAAUAUCCUUGCAGAAGAGUUCUCCUGGGUAUGUAAUUUGACCUUCUCACUACAAAAGAAGAUCAGGCAUGUUUCCUGCUAGCAGAGUCGGUACCAAACCAAAAGGUGGUGGAGGUGACAUAAAUCUGACCACCAGAUUUCACAAGAAUUUCUUAAGUGCAUGAGAAAAGGCAGGGACAGAGUAAGUUUUUCUCUUCCUUCUGACCCAAGAGUAUGGUGCCAAGUGAGUGCAACUACACCAGGUAGGGAGCUGAGACCAUGAUGCUCUCCAAAAGGAAAGGUUCAUUUCCAUGGAGCAGGCAGCUACAGACCUAGCAAAACUCUGUGGAAGCUACAGCCUUUGCAGAGAGUAUAUCUUCUACCCCAGGGGAGUGGCACAAUGAUUGAAUUUGUUUACUGUGUUUAGCAUAACCUUCUGUACUGCUACCCAAAUGCGAUCUUUUUCUACUACUAAGGCACCUAAACCCUGGUUCUAGAAAUUCUCUGAAAAAGGAGCUCAAGAACAGAUAUUGUAGAUGAAGGUACAAACACAAGUCCUACAGUUACAAGAGUUGAUAGUGGCCUGUAGCAGAGACUGGAGGGAGAUUAGAGAUGUCCAAAGGACACCAAAACUUGCAGGUUUCUAGAAAAGGAACCACAAAAAGAUUGGAAGGACAGAAGACCAGCCUAGAGACCAGACCUGCUGGUACAUUCACACUGGGAUUAGGAAAUGCCUUAAACCCCUGAUUAGGGGAGAACGGGACCCCCAGCUGCAAAGUCCACAGACAUUCCCUGGAAGAAAAAGGUAGCUGCUUAUGUCUGGAGGAACCAACAGUAGCACACGAUGUUCAAACUUAGCUCAAGAGGCAAGCAGGAAAUGCUGAAGGUUACGCUGUUCCUGACAAAGCAGAAAGAAGAAAAGUUUGGUCCCAACAGGAGGGUUGCAGGAAAACGAACACCAAGAAGAAAACUGAGAAAACCUGCUGGGCCCACAGGCAAAAUGCCAAAUUACCUCCUGAAGAGCAACAGGCCAUGGGAACUGGCCAUGAAAGAAGAGGAUGAGAGAGGACAGACGUUAUAGCACAGGCAGCCCCGAAGACACAGUCGCAGUGGGAGACCCAGAAUCACAAUGCCCAGGAGCAGGGGAGGCGGAGGCCUGACCAAAAGGACCCUUUGGGAGUGCUGACUGUGCCGACAGCAAGGGACAGAACAGCCAAAGGAACUAGUGACAACAAUUAUUAAUGGAGACACUCACACUCCUGUCAUCCACCAUAGGGUCGAGGAGGUUGGGAUAAGACACAUUUUCACAAUCUGCUACUUAAUACUUUAUUUUUGAAAUUUGAAACUUACCAGGAUUUGCACAAAGUCAGUGACUUUGGAUACAUACCGAUUAUCCCAAUUAUGUAUUAUAUAUCUAGUUUAAUUAAAAACUGGUGGUUUAAUUAAAAUACAGCCUACCUCUUCUUCAUCUGUAUGAGAUCUUUCUAAAGGUUGAAAUUCAACAACUCUCCAGCUAGAAAUGAGACAAGAAAAGUCAAAUUAAUUUACCUAAAUGCUGUUUCAUUAUUUCAGCAGUAGAGACGACUCUUCUGUUUCUACACUACAUUAGUAGUUACUCCUUCUUCAACGCUGCAUGUGCUUCAAAAUUUCUUUCAAAUAAAAUAAUUUCAAAUUUAAGGUGCUGAUAACAGGUGCCCAAAAUUUAGAUUUUCCUUUCCCAACCCAGUAUCUAACCUUUCCUUUUCCUAACACAGUCUUUAAGCUAUCCAACAGAGUCUUGAUAAUAUUUUUAGCUUUAAAGACAAUAUAAAAGCAAAUACAAAUUAGAGAUUUAAAAUAUGGAACAAUUGCAUUUGGCCGUUUCAGGCAAUUUGCUAGUAAGCCACUGAAUUACAGCACAGGAGAUCAGUUACCCUGUUUUAGCGAUCUAAAGACGUUCUUCUUCUAAAAAAAGAGAUGUCUCUAGAAUCAUGGAUUAUAGGUUUACACUGUAUGGAAAAAAUUAAGCUUAUUCUACUGUAUCAGAAUGGAUAAAUUUUAAAAAUAUAUGCUAAAACAAUUUCUGUUUAAUUCACUGAAAAUAGUUAACUAUUUUCUUAUGAACCAUAACCUACAAAAAAAGACAGCAACCUCUAAACAACCAUUCAGAGCAUGUCAGCCUUAUGGCACAUUUAAGGCCAUGAAUAUCACUACAAUUAAGAUGAUAUAAACCCACUUCUAUUUUUAGCCAGUCUGCGCAUCUACCACCUCUCUGUGUGUAUCACACUAUUUCCCUUGUGCUAUCAGCUGUCCAGUCUUCCCACCAGUCCAGUCACACAAACUGAAGUGCACAGAAAAAACCCCGAGUGCAUGAAAAGAUCAUCUUAACAUAAAAUUAUCUAACUACAUGUUAAUAAUAUUCUUAGUUAAUGUUCUCAUGUUCAUUCUGGUAUCUUCUUUGCAACUAAGGAGGUCACGAACAAACCUUGGGG
Aquila chrysaetos chrysaetos is the source of this 3476-nucleotide messenger RNA. RefSeq names its product ribulose-5-phosphate-3-epimerase (gene RPE). Gene Ontology annotation, biological process: pentose-phosphate shunt, non-oxidative branch; pentose-phosphate shunt; carbohydrate metabolic process. The transcript is spliced from 6 exons. Bases 39 to 692 code for a protein of 217 amino acids. Gene Ontology annotation, cellular component: cytosol. NCBI's taxonomy places the organism in Eukaryota, Metazoa, Chordata, Aves, Accipitriformes, Accipitridae. Gene Ontology annotation, molecular function: metal ion binding; D-ribulose-phosphate 3-epimerase activity. The record is from RefSeq and is a predicted model, not a curated record.